ACGACUUCUUGACCUCUUUGUCCCCGGCUCGUCCCGGAUUCAACAAAAGCCAUCCUCUCUCCCUCUCUCUCGCUCUCGAGAUCUUGAUAAUCCUUACCGUCGCUGAAAAUGGCGAAGAUCGACGAGAAGAACUGCCCUAGUCUCGAGGAAUCGAGCCCUCUCUUGGAGAAGGAGGUCGCGGACGAUCCGAAGAAGCCCAGCCAGGUGACCAACGCCGCCGCCGCGCCACCUCCAGCUGCGAACGGUCCGGUUCUGGUCCCCGUCAGCGGCGGAUUCCGCUGGACCGCUGAUGGCUUGCCGCUGGCUCACGGCAGCGUGAUGGGCGAGCCGAUGGAGCGGAAGCAGUGGAACUCGUGCCUCUUCGCUUGCCUCGGCCGCAACGACGAGUUCUGCAGCAGCGAUCUCGAAGUUUGUCUUCUUGGAAGCGUUGCUCCUUGUGUGCUUUAUGGAACUAAUGUUGAGAGACUUGGAAGCACUACUGGGACUUUUGCGACUCACUGCUUGCCUUAUGCUGGCCUUUAUCUGAUUGGAAAAGCCUUCUGUCGUCUCAACUGCAUUGCACCCAUGUUUUCAUUUCAUAGCCGCACUGCUAUUCGUCGCAAGUUUAAUCUAGAGGGUAGCUGUGAGGCACUUCACAGGUCAUGUGGAUGCUGUGGAAGUUGUGUGGAGGACGAGGUGCAGCGAGAGCGGUGUGAAUCGGGGUGCGAUAUGCUAACUCAUGUCUUAUGCCACCCCUGCGCUCUUUGCCAGGAGGGACGUGAGCUCCGUCGUAGGCUUCCUCAUCCCGGAUUCAAUGCACAUCCAGUCUUGGUGAUGAUUCCCCCAGGCGAGCAGUCUAUGGCUCGUGGAGCUUAAGUGUUCUACAUCUAUGUGAAAACCAGCCUGUCUAUGCGCAAACUGUACGUGUGGUUUCUUCAGUUGUGGACUUAUCCGACCUCCUAUUGUACUAAAGAAAUGGUGAUGAAAUGUAAUGCUUGGUCUUAACCAGCUAUAAAUAAAUGCUCUGUAUAUCAUGUAUUGCAUUUAUAUGGUAAUACCUCUCUGUUACACAGUUGAGGUUAUUCACUUUAUCGUA
This is a messenger RNA of Rhodamnia argentea, 1075 nucleotides long. RefSeq names its product cell number regulator 8-like. The coding region runs from base 109 to 855 and encodes 248 amino acids. The record is from RefSeq and is a predicted model, not a curated record. Lineage: Eukaryota; Viridiplantae; Streptophyta; Magnoliopsida; Myrtales; Myrtaceae. The transcript is spliced from 3 exons.